AUCGUAUCAAAUUUUCAUAUUGAACGUUUAAAAAAAUACUAGGCAAAAUUACACCAAAACUUAUACCGGAAAAAAUCAAAAUGAUGUUAGGGCGGAAGCAGAGUCUUAAAGGAGAACCAAUUUUAGCUGAUUAUGGACCUGACGAAGCUUUUAAUGAAAGCGCCGACAUCGAAUGGAUAAAUAAGAGAUGGGUCCGUCGGAUAAUGAGAUCAUGUGCUCUUUUAAGUCUGGCUUCGGUCAGUUGCAAUACCCCAAAAACCUUCGAAAAAUUCCACUUUAUGCAAGUAACUACUUUUUCUAUUGAUACCAUCAUUACUUUCCUUUUCACGUCGGAAAUGAUUGCCAAAAUGCAUAUCCGAGGAAUCCUUAAGGGGGACCGACCUUACCUAAAAGACCAUUGGUGUCAGUUCGAUGCGAGCAUGGUAUUUUUCUUAUGGAUAUCAGUAAUUUUGCAGGUUUUCGAAAUGCUUAGCAUUGUACCAAGAUUCAGUUAUCUUUCGAUAUUACGAGCACCGCGACCGUUGAUUAUGAUACGAUUUUUGAGAGUUUUUCUUAAGUUUUCUAUGCCAAAAUCUCGAAUCAACCAAAUAUUUAAACGGUCCAGUCAGCAGAUUUACAACGUAACUCUAUUUUUCCUUUUCUUUAUGUCACUUUACGGGUUGUUAGGAGUACAAUUCUUUGGCGAAUUGAAAAAUCAUUGUGUUACAGUCAAUACAUCGGAGCCCAAGGAUAUUACGAUCAAUAGCCUUGCAAUACCCGAUACCUUUUGCUCCUUGGAUCCUUCUUCAGGUUAUCAAUGUCCUAAAGGUAUGAAAUGCAUGAAAUUGGAAGGUGUUUCACGAUAUAUUAUUGGUUUUAAUGGGUUUGAUGAAUUUGUUACCAGUUUUUUCACUGUAUACCAAGCAUCUUCACAAGAGGGAUGGGUAUUUAUUAUGUAUAGAGCAAUUGAUUCAUUACCAGGAUGGAGAGCUGUCUUAUAUUUCAGCACUAUGAUAUUUUUCUUGGCUUGGUUAGUCAAAAACGUUUUCAUAGCUGUUAUAACGGAGACCUUCAAUGAAAUAAGAGUACAAUUCCAACAAAUGUGGGGUAUAAGAGGACACAUACAGAACACUACAGCUUCACAGAUUUUGAUGGGCGACGAUAGAGGAUGGAGACUUGUAACUCUCGAUGAAAACAAACAUGGAGGUUUAGCUCCAGAUUUCUGCCACAAAAUAUUAAGAUCCCCGCAUUUUCGUCUAAUAGUAAUGUGCGUAAUACUGGCAAACGGAAUAGUAACGGCAACAAUGCAUUUCAAGCACGACGAGCGACCACGACAAGUUUUUUACGAAAAAUAUUAUUACAUCGAACUUGGUUUUACGGCUUUGCUCAACUUGGAAACCAUUUUUAAAAUAUGGUGCCUAGGUUGGAGGGGUUAUUGGAAGCACAGCAUUCAUAAAUUCGAGUUGCUGCUGGCCAUCGGUACCACAAUACACGUCAUACCGGGAUUUUAUAUGACGGGUUUUACCUACUUCCAAGUACUUCGAGUUGUAAGGUUGAUCAAAGCUUCGCCGCUAUUGGAAGACUUCGUGUAUAAAAUCUUUGGACCCGGCAAAAAAUUGGGAAGUCUGAUCAUUUUCACCAUGUGCUUGCUGAUUAUUUCAUCGAGCAUUUCUAUGCAGUUGUUUUGUUUUUUGGAUUUCGCCAAAUUCGAGACUUUUGUUGAAGCGUUUAUGUCUAUGUUCCAAAUUCUAACGCAAGAAGCUUGGGUGGAGGUCAUGGAUGAAACUAUGCUGAGAACGAGAUCUAUGUUGGCACCGCUGGUUGCUCUGUAUUUUAUUUUAUACCAUUUGUUUGUCACGCUUAUUGUGUUGAGUUUGUUCGUAGCCGUAAUUUUGGAUAAUCUGGAACUCGAUGAAGACAUCAAAAAAUUGAAACAACUUAAAUAUAGGGAACAAAGCGCAGAAAUCAAAGAAACGUUACCCUUUCGGUUAAGAAUUUUUGAAAAAUUCCCAGAUAGCCCGCUAAUGGUAACUCUACAUAAAGUACCGUCCGAUUUUAACCUACCAAAGGUUAGAGAAAGCUUCAUGAGACAAUUUGUUUAUGAAACGGAAGACGACGAAAAUUCAGAAGGGGGUAUUAAAAAAUUGUGCGAGGAAGUUUUUGACACCAAAGUAAUUUACAGGAAGCAGAAGCCGCUGAAAAUUUUAAACAAUUUGACGAAGGUACGAGUGGUCAAUUUAAAACUGAAAAAAACCGCUGUGGCUCAAAUCGUCAAUGAUUCGAACAACCAACGAUUGAUGCUAGGCGAUUCGUCUUUGAUUCCGGUACCGGGUACUAAGGGUCCAUUAAAACCGCAAGGAACAAUUAACAGCAUGAAACAGUUACGUAUUGAUCAUAAGAAAUUCGGUUCAAGAUCUAUAAGAAGAAGUGUCCGCAGCGGUUCCAUAAAAUUAAAGCAGACUUACGAACAUCUGAUGGAAAAUGGUGAUAUCGGAGUAAACAGGGUCACAUCGAACAGAGCCAGACCACAUGACUUAGAUAUUAAAUUGCUGCAGGCUAAAAGACAGCAAGCUGAAAUGAGAAGGAACCAGAGAGAAGAAGAUUUGAGGGAAAACCAUCCGUUUUUUGAUACGCCACUUUUUGCCGUCCCUAGAGAAAGCAGGUUUCGAAAAUUUUGUCAAAUGAUCGUUUAUGCUCGAUACGAUGCGAGAUUAAAGGAUCCUUUAACGGGCAAAGAGAGGAAGGUUCAGUACAAAACAUUACACAAUUUUCUUGGUUUAGUAACUUACCUCGAUUGGGUGAUGAUAACCAUGACAACAUUGUCGUGCCUCUCUAUGAUGUUCGAAACACCGUCUUAUCGAGUUAUGGAAAACGUUAGUUUGCAAAUAGCAGAAUACGGAUUCGUGAUAUUCAUGAGCAUCGAACUGGCUCUUAAAAUACUAGCAGAUGGUCUCUUCUUCACACCAAAGGCGUACGUGAAAGAUGUAGCUGCUCUAUUGGAUGUCUUCAUUUACGUGGUUAGUCUCACUUUCCUGUGUUGGAUGCCGAAAAGCGUGCCUCCAAACUCAGGUGCUCAACUUCUGAUGAUUCUACGUUGCUUACGACCACUCAGAAUUUUUACUCUGGUUCCCCACAUGAGUAAAGUGGUGUACGAACUGUGUAGAGGUUUCAAAGAAAUUUUACUAGUAUCGACCCUGCUCAUUUUACUCAUGUUCAUAUUUGCCAGUUUCGGGGUGCAACUAUAUGGUGGAAGACUAGCUAGAUGUAAUGACCCCAACAUUACCAGAAGGGAAGACUGCGUGGGUAUGUUCAUGAGAAGAGUUUUUGUGACCAAAAUGAAAGUGCAACCUGGCGAAAAUGAAACUUUUCCUGCUAUAAUGGUGCCUAGAGUGUGGGCAAAUCCAAGAAGAUUCAAUUUCGACAACAUUGGUGACGCAAUGUUAACCCUUUUCGAGGUUUUGUCUUUCAAGGGGUGGCUAGAUGUGAGGGAUAUCCUUAUAAAAAAUUUGGGACCUGUACACGCUAUCUACAUCCAUGUCUACAUUUUCUUGGGCUGUAUGAUUGGACUCACUUUAUUCGUGGGUGUUGUAAUUGCAAAUUAUUCUGAAAACAAAGGGACAGCUCUGUUGACUGUAGACCAAAGAAGAUGGUGUGACUUGAAAAAAAGGCUAAAGAUUGCCCAACCUUUGCAUCUCCCUCCUAGACCGGAUGGGAAAAAAUUUAGAGCCUUCAUUUACGACAUUACUCAAAAUAUAAAGUUCAAGAGAUGUGUGGCUAUCAUGGUACUGAUCAAUAGCGGCCUUUUGAGUGUUACGUGGAAUAAGGAAGAAGCACAUACAGAAAUUUUAGCCACGGUGCAUAUAAUCAGUACUUUAGUUUUCGUGGUAGAAGUGGUAAUGAAAAAUAUCGCAUUUACUCCUAGAGGGUAUUUGCAAUCAAGAAGAAACAGAUACGACCUCUUUGUAACCGUCAUGGGAGUUAUUUGGAUGUUUUUCCAUUGCAUGUUUAAGAAUGAUUUAACGUACUUUGUUGGAUUCAUGGUAGUUAUUCUGCGGUUUUUUACUAUAACCGGAAAACAUGCAACUCUUAAGAUGUUAAUGCUAACAGUAGGAGUGUCAGUUUGUAAAAGUUUUUUUAUCAUAUUUGGAAUGUUCUUGUUGGUGUUCUUUUACGCUCUUGCAGGAACCAUAAUAUUUGGCACCGUAAAAUAUGGAGAAGGUAUAGGAAGGAGAGCAAAUUUUGAAUCUCCUGUAACUGGAGUCGCCAUGUUAUUCAGAAUAGUAACAGGAGAAGACUGGAAUAAGAUUAUGCACGAUUGUAUGAUACAACCUCCAUUUUGUACCCCAGCUGCUAACUACUGGCAAACUGAUUGCGGAAAUUUCUAUGGAUCUUUAAUAUAUUUCUGCACAUUCUACGUCAUUAUCACAUACAUUGUGCUGAAUUUGCUAGUGGCUAUUAUCAUGGAGAACUUUUCUCUAUUUUACUCCAAUGAGGAAGAUGCUCUUUUAUCAUAUGCUGACAUUAGGAAUUUUCAAAAUACCUGGAAUGUUGUUGACAUCCACCAAAGAGGGGUUAUACCAGUACGCAGGGUUAAAUUUAUCCUGAGACUUUUAAAAGGACGUUUAGAAGUGGAUCCUCAAAAAGAUCGUCUUCUAUUCAAACAUAUGUGUUACGAAUUAGAAAGACUUCACAAUGGUGAAGAUGUAACUUUCCACGAUGUUAUAAAUAUGUUGUCCUAUCGAUCAGUAGACAUCAGGAAAGCUCUACAACUGGAAGAAUUAUUGGCUAGGGAAGAGUUUGAAUAUAUUAUAGAGGAAGAAGUUGCGAAACAAACUAUAAGGACGUGGUUGGAGGGGUGUCUUAAGAAAAUUCGUUCUACAAAUAAACAACAAAACAGCUUAAUAGCCGGCUUAAGGGCCACAAACGAAGCACUAUCAAUGCCAGAUCCGACUGAAGAAAGCAAAACGGGCAGUCCCGAACAAGAAAACGAAGCCGAGGCAAACAAGGAAAACGAAACUCGAAAACAAAAAGUUACCAAUUUACCGAGAUCGGACAGCAUAGGCAGUACUUCAGGCCGAAAAUUUUUAGCGCCAACGCUGUCCGACCCGUCAGCUAGACAAGAAAAAGAAAGAAUAGUACCCAAAAAGAAAACCAACAGACCUUCGGUUGUUGUUAAUAAAAAUUUGUCUCACGUAGCCGAAGCGGAGAAUAGAUUACCCAGAGAGGUUUUCAAUAGUAAAACUACUGUACCUAAGGCUAGUAAUACUAUGCACGAGAUCAAAGACUGGUGGAAUGAACAAUUGGCUUAUCUUUCUUCAAGUGACGAAGAAUGAAACAUUAAAAAUACAUGUUCGGCUUAAAUUUUUCUUAGGUCACUAUAAGGAGCGAGAAUAAGAGAACGAAAGCAGAAGGCGUUGGCAAUCCCAUGAAGCCGACCGAUCUCAUCCGCCAACUUCGACACGCAAAGAGUAUUGGAUUUAAGGCGUGCUCGCUUUUUAUAAAGCUAUCGCAGUUCCUUCUAUUAAUGGGCAAUACUCAGGAAAAACAAGCUGAAUCUGUAUAAGGAUCAAAUUUAAAAUUAUGAUGGGAAACUAAUGAAAGUUGAAAAUAUUAGAAAACAAAUUUUCUGCGGCUAUAAUACAAAACUACAUUCCUUUAUUUGAUAAUUCUCAUAACACAAAGUAAUCAUUUCCGUAUCAGAUCCAUAUCUGAUAACACAAAGUAUACAGUUAUUCUCUAAUUAUUUUAAUAAAAUCAUGUGGCAUGAUAUGUCAUACAUUAAAAAAAAUCUAGUUAUUUUGUGCUUUUGUUGUUUACAUUUUGUUAAUUGUCUUCAUCUGUUGGUAGAAUUAAAAAAAUUAAACAUUAAGUAAUAGUACAUAUAUUUGACGUAUGAGAGUAAUUAAUUUACCAAGUUCCGGACCAUAUAUUUAAUGUAUUUUUAUAGUUACAUAAAAAAAUAUCCUCAUGUUUUUUAUGUUAUAUUUUCUGUUUAAAAAUUACUUCAACUGAUGAACAUGAAACUGUACUGGUUUCCUUUAUAGGUGUGUACAGAAUAAAAUUACCGAUAUCACUUAAAAAACUCUUUUAAUUUUGAAUAAUGUAUGAAAACCUUAACAUCACUGCACUUAUUACAUUUUUUAUGCUUGUUUAAAUAAAAUUAAAUGAGGAAAUGCAUCACAUCCUUUAGAAGGUACUCUUUCAUUUAAACAAAAAGAGAAUAAUUUCCAACAAGGCGAAGGUACGCCGGUAUUUUAAAUCGUUGUAGACGGGCGUUGCUCUUGAUCUCGAUGCGGUGAGAAAUAGAUUCUGAUUCAGUUGGAUUACGCCACUCUACUGCCAGGUGGCCUAUCGCGCUGAUAGUUUCAACCAACCAUCUACGAGUUAGUGCUCACGUGACAGCUUUUACUACCAAUUUGUGGUAUGUGGCAAAACUGAUCAUUGUGGACUUUGAUCUUUCUUUACCUUAUAAAAACUCAUCAACUACCCCAAAUAUAAAUAUUCCUGCUAGUCCAGCAACUGUAGUCAAAAAUUAUAUAGCAUGAAAGUUAAUUGCAACAUACUUUAACAACCUGUUAUUUUAAUAUUAUAAAAUAUAAAAAUCAAAAACGGGUAGCAGCAUGUUAUAGCCAUAGAAAAAGUAUAGUGUACAACUUGCAAGGAAUGCUCAUUGAGUGCCAUUCCUUGCUCGUGAAUCUAUAUACUAUAAUAAUACAUGAUUUUUUUACUGCUACCUUCCUGCACGACUUUUAUGACACAAAGUUGAACUUUUACGCACUAGUGGCGUAAGGACAAGAGAUCUCGGCAGUAUUUAAAUCAAAUACCGAAAAUAAAUAAAAAAUGUUGAUAUAAGCCAAUGUUGAUAUUACUAAUAUUUUUUUUUUAUUGGUGAUUGGCUUCGACAAUACAGGUCAUUGUUCUAUGUAGGUUAUGGAUUGUACUAGGUCUAAUAUACUCCAGGAGUACUAGUACUCUAAUAAUCCUGCAACCCUACAGACAUGCCUUGUUACUGUUUUCCUGCGCCACUUUAGGAACAGCACUGUUAAUUAGAACCCAACAGUGAAUGGUCGAGUGGGGAAUCCUAUGUAUGCAUUAGAAUUAUUAUUUAAUUUUUUUAAUUAAAUAAAAAUUCCUUACACCUCCCGAUUCUACCCACUGAGCCAACCCACCCCAAUAUUGUAUUUUGGUUAAAAUAAUUAUAUUGGUAACUAUAUAUUUGUUUUCUAUUUUAAAUUUUAUACACGGUCGUUGAAAAAAUUGUGUUUAUAACUCAGACGAUGAUAUACCUACACAUUUUUCGGUUGAAGAGUGGUAUUAACCUCAUAUUUAAGUGCGAAGUAAUUUUAUAUACCUAUUUUAAUAAAAAAAAACUUAAAAAGUUUAAUUGGUAUUAGAAGCAUACUAAAAAAUGAAUAGUUUGCCUGGUUAGGUACAUUAUGUUACUUAUUAGAAAAUUCUGAA
This is a messenger RNA of Psylliodes chrysocephalus, 7440 nucleotides long. Lineage: Eukaryota; Metazoa; Arthropoda; Insecta; Coleoptera; Chrysomelidae. The record is from the annotation of a GenBank genome assembly.